CACAUAACCUCUUUAUUAUAAAUAUUUUUGAUAUUGCAAUAAGAGCAAUAUUGCCCUGAGACACACACACAAAUUUAUUUUACUUAUAACAGUGUCUUGUUACUUUUCCUCUCCCACUUUUUAGGAUCUCGUUGAUGCUAGAUCUACUGCUCUCUGUUAAAGCCUUUUACUUCAUGACUAUCUCACAGGUCCAGACAUUCUAAAUAAAAUCAUAUGUAUUCUACUAAUAUUACUAUGGAAAUGUAUUUGAUAUUGUUUAACCCAGACUACUCACUUAAGAUACACAGAUAAGUUAACUUUAUAUUCAGAAAACUAAUUCUGUUUUAUUUUAAUUAGUGAUAAAUUCAUUGCACUGUUAAAAAUUGGGGCAAAACACACAUUAUGUAAAAAUAACCAUUUAGAAAGAUACAAUUCAGGACUAUUUGUAUCUUUGAAAUGUUGUACAAUAUCACCUCUCUAGUUAUUAAACAUUUUCAUCAGCUUAAAAAGAAACCCUUCAUAUAGUAUUUUCCAUUCUCCUUUCACCUGGCCCAUGGCAACCACUAACCUGUGGUCUUAAAGGUUAUGCUUUUUUAAAAAAAAUACAGGUGUCACAGAUUUAAGUUCCAAACAGACAGAGUUUUUAAAAUCUUUUGUUUUAUUCAUUUUUUACACUUUUCUUUUACCAGAUUUUAUGCUACUGGCAGCAAUCUAGAAAGAAUUGUAUUUACAAGGAAGGAAAUCAUUUUUAGUUCAGGGUCUAAAUAUAAUUAUGUAUGUAUUUAUUUAAAAGAUUCUGUAAGAAUGAGGUUUUGCAGAUCUCAUAUUUUUGUCAAUAUCUCAGUUAACGUUAUUUGGCCUGUUUUAUUUUAACUGAAUAUAUUUCAUAUAGUAAGAAGGAAACACUCUGUCUGAAUGUUACACUUUAAUUGCUAGGAGACCAGGCAUCUUGUGAUGUCACCUACUGAGGUGGAGAACCAUUGUGAUGGUCUAGAUACAUUAUCUGUGUACGCAAGCCAAAGCAGCAGCUGAAGCUGCAGUGUUCAAAACCAUGCAGAUGACAAACAUAGCUGAAAGAAACCUUAUUUGAGAUGGCACAUGUUUCUUCAGAAAUUCAAGAUGGUUCUCCUAAAGAUGGAUCGACUAAUUCUGCAGCCUCUGUUAGAUGCCCUUUGUGGGAUCCCACAUUGACUGGGGAUUUGGACCUAAGGUCUAUGAUUGAAGAAAAUGCUUUUCAGGCUUUAUCAGGAGAAUCCUUAAUAAAAAGACCACGAUACACAUUUUGUGUCUCUGAACCAGACGAAGAUAAUGAUUUUCUUUCUCUGACUUUUCCCAGAAAACUUUGGAACAUAGUUGAAAGUGAUCAAUUCAAAUCAAUUUGGUGGGAUGAGAAUGGAACUUCAAUAGUGAUUGAUGAGGAACUCUUCAAGAAAGAAGUUCUGGAGAGAAAGGCCCCUUUCAGAAUAUUUGAAACUGGAAGUAUGAAGAGUUUAGUUCGCCAGCUUAACCUUUAUGGAUUUAGUAAAAUGCGACAGAGUUUCCAAAGAUCUGCUUCUCUGGCUGAUUUUCUGGCAGAGGAAAAAGAAGUAUCUGUUUUAAGCAAGUUACAGUUCUAUCAUAAUCCAAAUUUUAAACGAGGCUGCCCUCAACUUUUAGUAAGAAUGAAAAGAAGAGUCGGGAUUAAAAAUGCUUCCACAGUAUCACUAGUUCAAGAUUUCAACAAGAAACCAUGCAGAGCUGAGGGUAAUGUGCAUAGUCCUAAUUCUGGUUUUGUUGCUGAAACUAGUGGAGAAAGGGCAUUGUCAACCUCCACAAAUUUAAAUGUGCCCCUGAUAAGGAAGCGUCCUACUAUCCAGAGAGUUGCUAAUACAACUGCCCCCCUGAGAAGUGAUCUUUCUCCACCGUCAUCAAUGUCAGCUAGGCCGUCAGAACAAAUGGUAAUGGAUCAGCAUGCCAUUUUAAACCAGUUGACCACUUUUCACAUGCAUUCACGUGACAGCUACACUCAAGCAAAUGGCCACAUUGUGAACUUUGUUACAACUACAACUGCUACAUCUCAGUAUGGCAUCAUAUCUCUCUUACAGAACAGUUAUUUUGGAACAAUGGUGGAGCCUUGCACUUUUCCAACUAGAUACCCUGCUGUGUCAGCCAGUGAGGUUCGUUUUUCUAACCCUCAAUCACCAUGCAACCAAUGGUUCUCAAUGCCAAUGAUAGCUGAUACUUCUGCUGCCUCACUUGCAACGUCAGCUCAUCAACCGUCUUCAUCCUAUGUACACCAUCCUGAUUACAAGUGAUCUAUCAAAGGACUACCAGAUAAUACAAGAAAACAAAGAUUAAAAUUUAUUGGCAAAUGACCAAAUAUGGAAAUUCUCUUAUUUGAACAAUAAAAUUACAUGUUCACCUUUA
Neofelis nebulosa (Clouded leopard) is the source of this 2385-nucleotide messenger RNA. RefSeq names its product heat shock transcription factor, Y-linked-like. Gene Ontology annotation, molecular function: DNA-binding transcription factor activity; sequence-specific DNA binding. Gene Ontology annotation, biological process: regulation of DNA-templated transcription. The transcript is spliced from 2 exons. The coding region runs from base 1071 to 2273 and encodes 400 amino acids. NCBI's taxonomy places the organism in Eukaryota, Metazoa, Chordata, Mammalia, Carnivora, Felidae. The record is from RefSeq and is a predicted model, not a curated record.